Magallana angulata is the source of this 4756-nucleotide messenger RNA. RefSeq lists its product as uncharacterized. Lineage: Eukaryota; Metazoa; Mollusca; Bivalvia; Ostreida; Ostreidae. Gene Ontology annotation, cellular component: signaling receptor complex. Gene Ontology annotation, molecular function: protein binding; transmembrane receptor protein tyrosine kinase activity; ATP binding. The transcript is spliced from 25 exons. Gene Ontology annotation, biological process: cell surface receptor protein tyrosine kinase signaling pathway; positive regulation of kinase activity; multicellular organism development. Bases 50 to 4117 code for a protein of 1355 amino acids. The record is from RefSeq and is a predicted model, not a curated record.
AUAAAAUGACAACACCUGGAGUUAAAUGCUUUAAGUUGUGAGCAUCACAAUGAAGCCCUGUAUUAUAUUUCUUACUCUUCUUCUUUCUUUAUUUGUGUACAUUUUCUCUGCUGUAAGGGCGGCUUCACCCUGUUACACAGAUCGACCUGUGCCCAUUUACUACAGUGCGAGCGUCUGUUCUUGUCAUAGAUGGUGGCCAUGGUCUCGACACUGCACCCAUUAUCGCUAUGUUACCCGUGUUUACUAUAAGUACAGCAAGAGGUGUUGUCCCGGAUACACAGGAAGUGAUUGUUCACAGCCUAUUUGCAACUGUCAGCACGGUGGAACUUGUGUAGCUCCAAAUGUUUGUAGGUGUCCUCCCGGAUAUGGAGGAAAUUCGUGCCAAACCCCUUUGUGUAAUCCACAAUGUCGACAUGGUCAUUGUUCAAGACCGAAUCAAUGUACCUGUUAUGGAGGAUAUAAGGGCACUGAUUGUUCUACACCUGACUGUAACCCUCCGUGUCAAAAUGGGGGAUACUGCAGAAAUCCAAACUUUUGUCAAUGUUCUACUCAAUACUCGGGUCCUCACUGCAGACAACCUGUCUGUAAUCCUCCAUGCCUAAACGGUGGAACAUGUGCAUCACCACCAAGUACAUGUCAUUGUAUACUGAGUAAAUACGAAGGUCCCCAGUGUCAAAAGCCAAUAUGCAAUCCACCAUGCGCGAACAAUGGAACCUGUGUAUCACCCUCAACAUGCUCUUGUUUACAGACUUACACGGGUGGACGCUGUGAAAAACCGCUUUGUUCCCACCAUUCGCCAUGCUUUCCUGGGAAUUGCUCUGACACAAUCAACUGUCAGUGUAAUAAUGGAUUUACGGGAGAUAUAAGAAAUAAUCGAUGCAAAACAUUGGAUAUCAAUAAUAUUCCCACCAUCACAAAGGCCUCUGCAUUUUUGGCUAAUAUAGAGAGGACUGGAGAAAAAAGGGAACUGUAUCGGUUCAUGACAGACUCGUCAGAACCAAACUCAACGGAAAUAGACAAAUUGUGGUUAAGUGAGAAAGACUACAAUUACGUGAAUGCUGACUUUACUGCAAUAUAUGUUCCUGAGGGGAAAUAUGAAUUACCAGACUAUGUCGAAAACUAUACGUUUGGGAUAGUUGAAGGGAAAAUGCGGUUAGAUCUGCACAAGGUUGAUAGAAGAGAUCCUGACAACCCAUUUAUAAGCUUAAACAGUUCUAUAUACCAUUGCUCUAAUCAACCUGGAUCUUUAACUCCAAACACGAGUGUAUACGCUUGUAAUAUUACUCAUGAAAACUUUGACAGACUGUUGGAGGAUGGAGAUAAUCUGACGUUGACCGUCAUUGCUGUGAAUGGCGGCUUUAGAAAAUUAGUGGCACCGACCUUUACUGUCAUGGACCCGUUUAUUGGACAACCCGCGGAAAAGUCGAUGAUGUUUCGCUUUGACUUCAGGAAACCGGUACACUGCCUCUUUGAUGAUAAUCCCUGUUCGAAGAUACCGUUCAAUGUCACAAACGAUGUAACAAAAAGUGCAAUAAAGUUUUACUGGGAUGGAUGGGAUGAUGUUCUUUCUGGAAUAGGCCACUACAAAAUUGAAGAGUUUUUUCUACAGCCAAAUCCAAACAAUAAUUUAAAUCUAAACGAACCCGAUCCGUGGAGUCCAAUGAAUGUAUUCACCUUUCUCGAAUCUUCGCGAAACUUUACGCGCGUUCCUGCUCAGCCUGGUAUGUAUUCGUAUAUCUUAAAUGUAAUCGAUAGAGCAAACAAUACACAAUAUGCUAGAUCGUUGGUUUUAUACGACCCCAAGUCUUCAAUAACAACAUAUGAUACGUCACCGAUGAUUGCAACAAGUGCAGCAGAAGAAACAAAUUACAAAUGGCAAAAUAAUCUGACCAAUCCGAUCUCUGUUUCUUGGAAGAGUCAUUUCCGGAACGAUUUUCUUGAAAGCAACAAGCUAUUACGGCCGGUUACACCCUAUAAAUACCAUAAUUUCUAUGUUAACUUUCAAAAGGCUGUGCCGGAUGAUCUAGAGGACAAAGACGGCAAGAGAACACUAAAAGGAAUAACAAAUGCACAUGGGGUAGUAAAGUUCCAGUAUACAUAUCGUCAUUCAAAUCAAGGCAAUGAUCCACCUGAUGAUUGGAAAGACCCAACAGAUAAUUUUAUGUCUCAAACGGCUUCGUUUAAUGUCAUCAAACAAAAUGGCGACUCUCUUAACGUGUGGGUAAAAGCUAUUGACAUUUUAGGCAAUGAAAAGAUUGAUAUGAUGCAAAUAUACUUUGACGAAACGCCCCCUGAUAACUUAGAAGAAAUCAUUUUUAUAAAGAAUAUAGAAAACUCAACGUUUCCUUUUUCAAGUCGAUUAAUUGUCGACACCCGUGAUACUGACAGUGGCAUUUAUGGAAUUAAGUAUAGGUUUACGUCUAACAACACAGGCGCUGUGUUCAAAAGUGAUUUCAUUCCGGGAAAUAAAUCUAACGUAGCACUCUCCUUGAAAGAAGGGUACAUGGACCAAAUGGGGGACUACUUUUACUACAGUCAUUAUCUGGAGGUUGACAAUUGCUGGAUGGUGGUUACUAAAGACGCCUUUAAAAACGAAUUUGUCAAUUUGGAGCUGAUCGUUUACAACAGAGCCUUAGUAUCAACCAGAAGGACCUAUAUGAUUACCGACCUUGGAUCCCUUAACGGAAUCGAUGAAUACUCUGGGCCAACGAACCUGCAUGUUGAAACAACGUAUUCUAACGCUGUUCGCUUGAGGUGGACUGUAUCACCAACCUGCUACGAAAAGACAAAAAUUACGGUAUCCGGUGUAUCUAAAGACGGGAAAAGAUUUUUGCGAUCUAUACACAGGGACAGAGAUUAUUUGGACGUAAACGGACUGGAAGCGGAAACGACCUAUAAUUUGUCAUUUGUUACAGAAUAUGGUGAUCAAAAAAGUGACCCGAUAUUUUUAACUUUCCAUACAAUAGAAUCACCGGCUGCUUUGACAGCAGGUGGAAUAGCUGGAAUAUCCACAGUAAUAGUUUUCUUACUGGCGAUCAUUAUUGCUGGAGUAAUAAUGUGGAGGACAGGGCGGCUGUCAGUUGCAAAACAGGGAAUGCAAAGAAGAAUGACUGUCGUCCGGAACAGGAUCCAACAACAAAUAUCGUCUCGUUUAGUACCAUAUGAGGAUCAAGAUGAUAUAUACCUUUAUGGUCAGAUGGAGGUGAAUAAGUCAGAUGACUGGGUCAUCCCACAUGUAUGUAUUGUGCUCGAGUCCCUUUUUACAAGUGGAAAGUUUGCAGAUAUAUAUAAAAUAAGAUAUCAACCAAAGAAGAGUGAUUCUGGAAGGAAUGCCUUUGUGGCGAAAGUUUUGAAAUCUGGUGCCUCCGAAGAAGAUCGAAUAAGUAUGCGAGCAAAGAUAAAUUUCUAUGCUUCAAAAGUUGGAGAACAUCCUAACAUUUUACAUUUUAUGGGAGCAGUGUUUGAUGACGAAACACUUGGGCCAUACAUGGUCCUUGAAUUUUGUGAAGUUGGCCAGCUCAACUCUUGGUUACAACAACAAAAGAAUACAGCGAACGAAGAAACAUCGGAACAGCUUUGCAGAAUAUGCUACGGAAUAUGUAAAGGAAUGCUGCAUUUAGAGAGUAGAAAGCUGGUACACAGGAGACUAGCAGCUAGGAAUGUUCUUUUAACCAGUGAACUGGAGCCUAAAAUUUACGGAUUUUGUCCUCAGCAACAGGAAGCUGAAGGUGAAAACAAAGAUGAUGAUGGUGAUGUUAAGGAAGAUAAGAGUCGUAUACCUGUGAAAUGGACAGCUCCAGAGUGCUUGGUAACGAUGAAACACGCCACACCAAAAAGUGAUGUCUGGUCUUUUGGAGUAGUUCUAUGGGAGAUAUUUAGUUUUGGAGAAAUUCCUUAUCCAAGUAUUCGGAGCAGAGAUGUACAGGCUUAUCUACGAAACGGAAAUCGAAUGGAUAAACCCGAAUUUGCUAAUGAUUUCUUUUACGACAUAAUGAAGCAAUGCUGGAAAAUGAAGCCAAAACAACGCCCAUCUUUCCGCGACAUGACAGCUGACAUUGGGAAAACCUUCAACUCUGCACCAUCCGACGAUUUCUAUUACUACUCGGAGAAACACUGAUUGUUUACAGUAGUCACGUGAUUUCAGUACUUCUUGUUAUUGGCCUUGUGUAGAAACUGCAGGCAUCAAACUCUUUAGUUUUGCUUCUUUUUUUUAAUUUACGCGAAUACGUUUUAAUGAAUUGUUUUAUAUGUAUUUAGAUUUUAUGUACAAUAUCUGAUCGUAUACAGUCAAAUGGACGAUACAAAAGUACAUGCCUAAUAGAGAUAUUAUUGACCUUCCAUUUACAAUUAUUACGGAAAGAUCGAAGCACUUGAAAAAAUUCAGAAAUUGCCUCCAUGAUUUACUUAGUUUUUACCAGUUUUUAUAGAAUUAAAAUAUAUUUGCCUUUAGAAAUACAUGUUAUAAAAUUUCCAGCUAUUCAAUUUACUCUCAACUAAACUAGAUUAGAACAGUUUACACAAACCGCUACACAAUGGAUAGCUAUUAUUUGUUCGUGAUAAUUUGAUUUCUUUUCUGCUAUUAGUUUGAAAAGUAAGACAAUUUAAUUGACCUUUAAAAUGUUGUUCAAUUUUUAAAACUACAAAUGUUUUAUUAUUUUAUUAUUACAGCUUCAUUAUAUAACAUUUAUCAGCAUGUAUCUACUUAAUUGCAAAUUAAAAUGAUAUAAUUUUAUUUUAUUUUUUUUUGUUUUGUAUU